UUUGUUUUUUUACCCCAAAGAAAACCAACAACAAGAAGAAAAAACCCAGUAUUCUGUCAUCACUAUGGAGGCCAAAUGGCUGCUAUUUUUUACAAUGGCAGCACUAAUGGCAGUGGCAAACGGCCAGGAAUCAGUGAAGCCAUUGGUGAAGAUAGUUAAAGGCAAGAAACUUUGUGAUAAAGGGUGGGAAUGUAAAGGGUGGUCACAGUUUUGUUGUAACCAAACCAUUUCUGAUUACUUCCAAACUUAUCAAUUUGAGAACCUUUUCGCUAAACGUAAUACACCGGUGGCACAUGCGGUUGGGUUCUGGGAUUACCAUUCUUUCAUUACGGCGGCGGCUCAGUAUCAGCCUCAUGGUUUUGGUACCACCGGCGGUAAGCUGCAGAGCAUGAAGGAAGUGGCAGCUUUUCUUGGACAUGUCGGCAGCAAAACUUCAUGUGGUUAUGGAGUGGCAACUGGGGGACCAUUGGCUUGGGGUCUAUGCUACAACAAGGAAAUGAGUCCUAGCAAAUUGUAUUGUGAUGAUUACUACAAAUACACCUACCCUUGCACUCCUGGAGUUUCUUACCAUGGCCGUGGUGCCUUGCCUAUCUAUUGGAACUACAACUAUGGAGAAACAGGCGACGCAUUGAAGGUGGACUUAUUGAACCACCCUGAAUACAUAGAAAACAAUGCAACCUUAGCUUUCCAGGCAGCACUCUGGAGAUGGAUGACACCGGUGAAGAAACACCAACCGUCGGCCCACGACGUGUUUGUCGGCAGCUGGAAACCGACCAAGAACGACACGUUGGCCAAGCGGGUCCCGGGGUUCGGAGCCACCAUGAAUGUGCUCUAUGGAGAUCAAGUUUGUGGGCGAGGUGAUGUUGACACUAUGAACAACAUCAUCUCACAUUACCUUUAUUACCUUGAUCUAAUGGGAGUUGGGAGAGAAGAGGCAGGACCCCAUGAAGUGCUCACAUGUGAAGAACAAAAGCCUUUCACUGUAUCUCCUUCUUCUGCAUCAUCAUCAUCAUCUUGAUCUGGUUUUGGAUUUGAUAUUGGGUGAUUCAUUUCUUAAUUAGCCUCGUAUAUCUCCAUUGCCAAUGGAAGGGCCACUAUAAUAUAUAUAUAUAUAUAUACACACACACAUAUAGAUAUUUGAGAAAUUCAGUGUGUGAAUCCAUAUUACCCUUAAAAAUUAUGGAUGCUGUGUAAAUUUUGAGACACAUUGUCUUCACUUCAAUUGUAAUUGAUUAAUAAGUGUUAUUGAAUGAGUCACAUAUAACCAUUGCCAAAA
This is a messenger RNA of Gossypium raimondii (Peruvian cotton), 1276 nucleotides long. RefSeq names its product chitinase-like protein 2. Bases 65 to 1018 code for a protein of 317 amino acids. The record is from RefSeq and is a predicted model, not a curated record. Gene Ontology annotation, biological process: chitin catabolic process; carbohydrate metabolic process; cell wall macromolecule catabolic process. The transcript is spliced from 3 exons. NCBI's taxonomy places the organism in Eukaryota, Viridiplantae, Streptophyta, Magnoliopsida, Malvales, Malvaceae. Gene Ontology annotation, molecular function: chitinase activity.